Messenger RNA from Neodiprion virginianus, 2885 nucleotides. RefSeq lists its product as uncharacterized. Gene Ontology annotation, molecular function: nucleic acid binding. Gene Ontology annotation, biological process: tRNA splicing, via endonucleolytic cleavage and ligation. Bases 196 to 705 code for a protein of 169 amino acids. The record is from RefSeq and is a predicted model, not a curated record. The transcript is spliced from 4 exons. NCBI's taxonomy places the organism in Eukaryota, Metazoa, Arthropoda, Insecta, Hymenoptera, Diprionidae.
GGAAACUGUCUUUAUAUUGUUCAGUCAAGGCAUGUACCGAUCUGAAGAUGACGGACUCUGUCUCACUUGUGGUUGACAAUGAAUUUUGACGUUUACACGUGAGGAUUUUCUGUCACCUCCGCUGUUGCAGUUCAGACUUUAUAUUUACCACGCCAUUUUAAACGCAUGACAAACGUAUAAGGCCCAGUGAGCAUAAUGUAUAGCACGUGUCAUCCAGCAUUUUACGAUAUAGAAAAACUUGGCUGCACGAAUGCUCUGCAAAUCACGAUUGCAUUUCAAACAUACAUAGAACUGUGCGAAGUGAAACGGUUUUGGGACGUACAGUACAAGUAUAACAAAUCACUUGACUUGAUCUAUCUGGAAGCUUGUGCAACCAAAUCAUCUCCAUUGCAAAAAUACAUUCCAUGGCCAGCAGUAAAUGCCAUAUCUUUGAAUCAUAUCGAGCAAAUGCAAAAGGAAUUGAAGAGUGAACGAUUGACACUGGUUUUCGUAGAGGGGGACAGUACCAGUAUUUAUUACUGUGUUUCAGCUGGACUUGUAAAACCGGCAUCGCCAGAACAAAGCAAAGAGUACAAAAAGAGGCAAGAAAAGAAAAUUGAAUUGGAAAGUGAAAUAAGAAAAAAUGCUUCAAAUCUCUAUGAAUUAGCUACUUCGGUAGAACGUAAAGAGAGUCAAAGCAAUCCUGAAUUGUCUGCAGGGGAUUGAAACGCACAGUUCAUACUUGAAAUAUAAGUCAAGCAGAAGAAUUGCUCCGUAUAAAAUUAUUUAAAAUAAUUGCAGUCAAACAGUUUUUUUUCCUUGUAUUUAUUGUAUGCAUAAUUUUUCUUGGGCAUAUUAUAAGUUUAUAAAUUUUAGAGUUAUCACUAAAAACUACGCAAUUAAUUAAUAUAAUAUUGUAUCAAGCUGCCACUGCAAUUAUACGUAUCAAAUAAAUUAAUACUUUAAAAUCAUCACGUAGGCAUCAUGGUUAUUAGUUGUUUAGUAUAUAAACUAUAAAGUAUGAGGCACAUAGUACAGUUUUCUUUGUCAUAACAGGUAUGUUGAAUAUUAGGGAUAGUGUAAUGAAUGCAUCACCGAACACAUCUUAAGAUUAAAACCUAACAAUGUUAUUAGGUAAAUGUAUGUAAAAAUUGAGUAAGGAAACGUUUUUACUGUACUAGUAAAAACUUUCAAAACAAGAAGUUAUAUGACUAUCUACAAUUGAAGAUUUAUUGGGUAUUUCAUGUUGUAAUUUAUGUUAUAUACACCAUACGAAUUUGUUAUUUCCCGAAUACAUGUUAAUAUGUGCUUCUUUUAGAGUCACGUGCAAAUUAUUUGAUCGCGUAACUAUACAGUUAAAAGUGGAAGUAAUGGAACUCAACAUUCAAAGUGAUAAAUCUUAUUACUUGUUAAAUAGACAGUUCAGUCAUGAUCGAUAAUUAUUUAAUGCUUCGUAAAAUAGUAAACAACGAUCAAAAAAAUAUGAUGAUUAAUAAUAAUAAAUCAAUCGAGAAGAUACCGUAACGUGAGUAGUUUGGUAAGAAUUGCUCUAGCUUAGAAAUAAACGGAAAGAUUAUUUGUUUCCCGGAUAAGUGUUCAGUUUUGGCAGUUCAAAGUUGCGUCGAUGAUAUAGAAGCAAAGUAGGUGAACAAUGCCUGCAGAACAAUAUAUUAGUAUUUAGCUUAUCAAGACGUGUUACUGUAAUUAUCAAUAAUUGUUGAAAUUAUUUCAACACGCAUUCAAAAAUUACAAUUUUCUUCAUAUCAAUGAAUCGAGGUUGACAUUAAUACAAAAAUCACAUAUGUAUUAGAAUAAACUAUGUUCUUGGCAACAACUUAUACUACGAUUAUGAUUCAUUAUGUUGGAUAUGCAGUUAAAAUGAUUUUUCUUUUUUUUUUAAUUUUAUUUAUAUUAAAAUUAUUUUACUUUUGACGAAUACGAUCGUAAUCUAUAUCUGAUCGUUUACCUUCAUUUUCUUAUAAAGUAUAGAAUGUAUCCUGUGAGAUGAUUUCUAAAAAGGUAUUUAAAUUAGGCCGCUAAUUAAUCAUACCACAGUUGCCUAAUCACCGAAGGUACAAAACUGGAUUAAAACUCCAUAAUGGGUCCAUCAGAUGUUUUUAUGAUAAAGCAUAACGUGAGCACCUCCUGAUAUUGAUCAGUGUUGAUUAUAAUAUAUUAUAAAAAUGCUUUAUAAAAUAGUUACCAAAUAAUUUUUAUUUCUUAUUGACCAUUGUAUUAAUUUUUUAAUGCAAUAAGGCAACUAUUCAUCGAGAUUUUCUCGAAACUAUCACAAAUAUUUGCAUUAUUUUUAUCGAUCAAUUUUUAUUGUUUUUAUUUACCAAUAUCUCACGGACAGUAAUUUAAGAGAACUGAGCUUUUUGCUCAAGAUAGAAAAGCAACUCCGAAAUCACAUUCAAUAUUGUUAUAGAAUAUCAGAUUGAUUGGUAUGAAUUUACCAAAAUAAGUCCUAGUUAUUUAACGUGGUUCUUGUAUGAUUUGUUUUUUUAUGAGAAAAAUUUUAUAACUUCAUCAAAAUAAUCCGCAACCUUGAUCAUUGCUUUGAUUGUCAAUUGUGAAAAGUAAAACUGAUACCACAUAACCUGGUCCAGAUUUAAUAGCUUAAUAAAAAAAUUGCCUUUGAAAUGAGAAAGACUUGUGUUUGUAACAACUAAUUAUAUUCUCAAUUCUUAUAUUUUAUCAUACUGCAUAAAACAUUUCUCAAGCCUGUAAAUAUUGUCAAAAGUGAAUGUAUUACAUCAAUGCACUUUGUAACUGUGUUGGCAUUUUCUGAAUUAAACACAUGAAACAAGCAUGGACUACGUCGACUUUUUUCCCACAAUUUUCGACACCUACCGUUCGAAAGUUCAAUCUCCAUUUGAAACCAAUGCAAGAAAAAUAAACAAAGA